AAUUACCAACUUUGAAAAUGCUGACUUAGUCAUAUUUUCUCUCUCCUGAUUCUUUUGAAGUUUCCUUUUGUUGUUCCUAUCUCUUAGCUCCGUUCUUGGUUGCUGUGCUUCAUAGAAAAAACCAUGAAUCAUGGCAAAGAAAUUCUUACCAAAGUUAAGGAAAAGGUUGGCUUAGGUUCAACUGCAGAAACUGGGAAAGGGAAGAGCAAGAUAUCAAAGCAUGUUACGCAUGGCUACCAUACAGCGGAAGGAAAAUCAGCUCAUCCUAUGGAGGAUUACGUUUUUGCGGAGUUUAAGCAGGUGGAAGAUAAUGAGCUUGGCCUGUUUGCUAUAUUUGAUGGUCAUGUGAGCCAAGAGGUUCCUGAUUAUUUAAGAUCUCAUUUGUUCAACAACAUAUUGAAAGAGCCUGAUUUUUGGAAUGAGACUGAGAAUGCUGUGAGGAGAGCCUAUCGCAUAACCGAUGAUAAGAUAUUGGAGAAAUCUGCGGAACUGGGAAAAGGCGGGUCAACUGCUGUUACAGCCAUUCUUAUUAAUUGUGAGAAGCUGGUGGUGGCGAACCUUGGGGACUCUAGGGCAGUCAUUUGCCAGAAUGGAAAGGCGAAACAGCUAUCAGUUGACCAUGAACCAGAUAGUGAAAGGAAGGCUAUUGAGGACAGGGGUGGUUUUGUUACCAAGUUCCCAGGGGACGUGGCACGUGUUGAUGGGCAACUUGCAGUGGCAAGAGCAUUUGGGGACAAGACCAUGAAGGACCAUCUUAGCUCAGAGCCACAUGUUACAGUUGAGAUGAUAAAUGAUGAUACAGAGUUUGCCAUCUUGGCUAGCGACGGAAUAUGGCAUGUAAUGAACAAUCAAGAAGCAGUGGACUGCAUUAAGAACGUGAAAGAAGCUCGAGAAGCUGCAAAAGCUCUAAUUGAGGAAGCUCUAAAAAGGAAUAGCACAGAUGACAUCUCUGUAAUUGUUGUCAGAUUCCACUGAACUCAACUUUACCGGCGUUGAAAGAGCGAAGCUGUCCGCCUUGUAUUUUGUUGUUAGUAGAUUCAAAACUGUAAAGUGUAAACACUUUGUAUUUUGCAACGUCUGUGUUGUCAACCGUUACAUCCUUACUGUUUUUCAAUUACCGAUUGACUCAAAAAAUGUGAUGAAAUAUAUGUCUUGUCAUUUCUUAGAAGAAGAAUAA
Molecule: messenger RNA, 1177 nt
Organism: Spinacia oleracea (spinach)
Lineage: Eukaryota; Viridiplantae; Streptophyta; Magnoliopsida; Caryophyllales; Amaranthaceae
Product: probable protein phosphatase 2C 39
Exons: 5
Coding region: 124-975 (283 amino acids)
Biological process (GO): protein dephosphorylation
Molecular function (GO): cation binding; protein serine/threonine phosphatase activity
Source: RefSeq, a predicted model, not a curated record